GUGGCAUUGGGCGGAUUCGCCGAGAGUACGACAAUUACAAUUCCAAACCCGGAAGCGGAGUGCUUCCCACCCCCAUAAUUCAAGGAACAGGACAGAUAUUUGCAGAGCAGACGUAGACACGAGCUUAACCCAUGGAGCCAACGCCCCCAGCGUAUUCGAUCACGCAACUCUCACACGCUUCCCUCUUUAUUUACACACUUCUCUUUCCCACUCCUUUCACCUUCUCUUCUCCUUGAAUUGGCUCUCCUGCUUUAUUUCUCUGUCCUCUAUUUCUGCUUCUGACUUGAUGGCUGCGCUGCGCGGAGUUGGUUUCACUAUAAGCCCUGAGCGUGUGCAAGUGAAAUUUUUUAGUGAAAAUUUAUCGACAAGACUGAUUAAGCGUAAUUUCUUUUGUGUCAAACGUAAGUCUACCUUUUCUUAUAGAAGAGAGUUCUGGAAAAACAGAUGCUCAUUGUCUAGUAAAGCCGUGUCUCCACUGGAAUCGGAAGACAAUGCUCGCAGUGCUUUAACGGAUUCUUUGGAGGAAGAAUCAGGGCAUGUUAUAAGGUUCGACAUGUCCGAUUUCAAACUGCUUACCCAUGUCAGUAUUGGCCUUGGUGGGCGGGCGGAUGAGGUUGUUUAUGAAGCUAUAGUCAAGGAUUCUAGCAGUCCUUUAUAUAACACCAGAGUUGUGCUACGACAAUUUUUAAGUGCACAAGCUCAACGCAGAGGAAAGCGAGCGAUAGAGGUAUUGAAGAAGUUGGUCCGCCGCAGGCUCCUUUACCAUUCUUAUUCAAUGCAAGUUCAUGGUUAUGUCUAUUCACCUGCAACUGGCGGCUGUAGCUUGUUUACCCUGGUUCAUGGGUAUCAUGGUAGUUUUUCUUUAAGACAUUGGCUUCAACAAUCAGAUUGGCUUCCUACCUUGGAAGCUACUCUUGCAUUGGAUGAAGAAUCUGUGAGGAGGGUGGGAGAUGAUACAAUUGGAGGGCCUGCAGUCUCUCGGCAGUCUCGAAUUAUACGUAUAUUGAUGAGGGAUCUCUUGAUCGGAGUGAAUUACUUGCACAGUCAUGGACUUGCCCAUACAGAGUUGAGGCUGGAGAAUGUUCAUAUAAGCCCAGUCGACAGACAUAUUAAAGUAGGGAUACUAGGGAAUGCUGCUGACUUUUAUGAGGAUGGUCCAAAUAGUAAUACACUGGACAACUGCAUGGACCGGCGACAGAUGAUGAUUGCAUUUGACAUGAGAUGUGUUGGAUUCAUGAUGGCAAAAAUGGUGUUGCGAGAACUUAUGGAUCCCUCAAUCUUCGCGAGUUUUAAAUCAUUCCUCAUGAAGGGAAAUGAUCCUUCAUGCUUGCGGGAAUUUUUGUUGCGAAUAUUCAGAAGGAACGCUCUAUCUGGUAGUGCUGGACUCCAAAUACUUGAUCGGAAUUGGGGUGCAGGUUGGAACCUUCUGUCCUUAUUACUUGCUACCAAACCUUCUAAGAGAAUAAGUUGUUUGGAUGCUCUCAGACACCCAUUUUUGUGUGGACCUAGAUGGCGGGUUGUCCCGUCCAUGGAUAUUAUUAGAUGGGGCCUCGGUUCAACUGCAGUGCGCAUUGCAGAGGAAUAUAUUUACAGCAGGCCCCAGCGUAAUAGGCUUGCCUACUUUGUUGAAUUGAUGGAGAUGCUGAAUCCACAUUCAAGGCCAAAGAACUGGUUGGAGUUGCUGCCUGGAAAAUGGCGUCUAUUAUAUUGUACAGGGAGGCACAUAGGCUUAACCCUUCGUCAGCCCUCUGCUCGUGUUCUCAUCGGCGAUGUUAAUCUAACUGUUUCAAGAGCAUCGGAUUUAAACACCAGCCUUUCUUUCACUUCUGACAUUGGCUUCACAGUCAUCAUCGGUCAUGAUUGGCCCCAUGACAAGGCUGGAAUUAUUGGGAAAAUGGAAGUAGACUCUGUAUUUAGAUUAACAUCUGGAAGACGGUUGUAUCUUAAGGAAGAAAAAAGUACUGGAAGAUUCUCCUUUGGUCAAUCAAACAAUUUUGAUUCAUUAUUUCAGAAAUUAUCAGGUAGAAAAUGGAGGAAAGCAAUCCCUUUUAAGGAGUUCCCAUCGAGCCUUCCAGUGGCUAAGCUUGCUUCGAAUGACAUAGAGGUGACAAUGAAUCUCAGUGACCCACUUGAUCAAAAUGUUGUUACUGCAAGAAAUAUAAUUCAAGAAGUUCGCACGCAAAUACCUCCUGAAAUGUUUGAUUUGUCAAAGCUUGUUUGUGGUACAUAUGUGGACUCCAGGCUACUUGUCCUCCGUGGGGUAAAUGGAUCAGCUCUCUUAUUUACUAGGUCUUGUGUUGAUGAAACAUUGUAGAUAACAAUAGUCAUGGAGGGAAGUGUAAUUAUGUAUUGUAUUCUUUGAUUGUGCAAUCUGUACAAAAUUUAUUUUCUGAUUAACGAUAUAUGCACUUCCUGGAAUAGCUUGUAUAAGAUUGCUACUGUACCCUAAUUGUACAAUCUGUAAAGUCCACUGCCUAGAUUGUAUAAGAUUUUCAUUUUUUAUAAGAAA
Molecule: messenger RNA, 2509 nt
Organism: Hevea brasiliensis (rubber tree)
Lineage: Eukaryota; Viridiplantae; Streptophyta; Magnoliopsida; Malpighiales; Euphorbiaceae
Product: probable plastid-lipid-associated protein 14, chloroplastic
Exons: 14
Coding region: 287-2314 (675 amino acids)
Biological process (GO): protein phosphorylation
Molecular function (GO): protein kinase activity; ATP binding
Source: RefSeq, a predicted model, not a curated record